Messenger RNA from Anopheles arabiensis, 2261 nucleotides. RefSeq names its product protein PTCD3 homolog, mitochondrial. Gene Ontology annotation, cellular component: mitochondrion. Gene Ontology annotation, biological process: mitochondrial translation. Gene Ontology annotation, molecular function: ribosomal small subunit binding; protein binding; rRNA binding. NCBI's taxonomy places the organism in Eukaryota, Metazoa, Arthropoda, Insecta, Diptera, Culicidae. The transcript has a single exon. The coding region runs from base 120 to 2165 and encodes 681 amino acids. The record is from RefSeq and is a predicted model, not a curated record.
GUUGUUUUUGUUGUGUAGAAAAGGUGUUUCGCGGUGCAAAAACGCAUCGUGCGGUGCGCGCAUUUUCUGCUCAAUUUCAUUGCAUUUAUCUGUGAAAAAAGCAAAAAGCAUAGUAAAGGAUGAACAAUUUGUGGAAAUCCAUGUACCGAUUACGGGUGCACUCGCGCAACCAGACGCUGGCGUACGGCAAAGUGUUCAGCGCAUCGCAAAGCACCUCAACGCAGCCGGCAUCGUCGGCGGGUGAUACCGGUGCCACAGCACCACCGGCGAAAGAGAAGAUCAUAAUCCCGACCCGAAUCGAACGUGGCCCGACCGACAUUCUGAUGGCACUGUCCGCGACGGUCGGGUUCGAUCCGACCGCUCCGCACUACAAAUACCACGACGAUCCGUACCUGAUACCGACGUCGAACGCGAACAAGAAAACGUACGCCCUGGCGCAGGAGGCGGGACGCAAGGCGGCCCACUGGAUACGGCAGGAGAACGCGAAGCUGUUCCGGCACAUGGAAGCUGACCCGCCGGUGCAAGCGUUCGUACCGACGAUGGUGUACAACGAGGAGAGCCAGGUGGAGACGACCGAUCUGCAGCAGCUGAUCGACAGCGUGGAGGUCAAGGACGCGAUACUGGUGUACAAUCUGCUGAAGAAGAACGGUAUCGAGGUGGGAGAUGAGCUGAAGCAGCAGCUGUUGGAGCUGCUCUGCUUCUACAACCACGAGGACACGCUGCCGGAACAGUUCAUCGAGGAGCGUUGGUUCCGCCAAGGAACGGUUGGCCGCGAACGGCAGCGCAAAACGUGGAAAGACUUCGAGCUGGCGGAGGAACUAUUCCACGGGCUGGAAUCGAAACGGUCCGAGCACUACUGUGCCAUGAUCCGCGGUAUGUCACGCUUCUUCCAGGUCGAGAAAGCCUGGGCCCUGUACCAGGAGACGGUGGAGAAGGGCAUCGAGCUCGACACGAACACGUUCAACAGUCUGCUGCACAUCGCCUCGUUCCUGAAGGAAAGCUACGACAAGCGGUGGGAUCUGGUGUGCGAGGUUAUGACUACGAUGAAGCAGCAGGGACUGCGGCCGAACCUCGGUACGCUGAACGGGAUUCUGCAGACGGUGACAACGAUUGGUGGGUACAAUCAUCCGCGCACGUACGCGCUCAAAACGUUGGCGGAGUUUAAGCAGCUCGGUAUCGAACCGUCCCUGGCGAGCUGGUACUACAUGCUGGUCAUCUUCUGUCGCGAACGGGGCCCGGUCAGCCACGUGCUGCACGACAUUAUGAACGAGAUCGAGGGUAAAGAGUUUACGAUCCAGGAUCCGAAGGAUACGUUCUUCUUCGUGACGGCGAUGGACGUAUGCCGCAACCAUCUGCACGACAAGGAGCUGGCGAAGCGCGUCAACCAGCUGCUGCACCAGGGCGAAAACUACAACCUGAUUGGCGAUUCAUACAAGGAAUCGAUAUACUACCGGCACUACUUUGCCCUGCUGGCGACCACGGAACCGCUGGACAGUUUCCUCGAAACGUACCACCUACUGGUGCCGAACGUUUAUAUACCGGAACCGUCGGUGAUGGAGGACAUUUUGCGCUCGGUCGAGAUGAACACCGCCAUCGAGCACGUGCCGCUGCUGUGGUCCCACAUGGUGCAGUUCGACCAUACGGGGCGGGAAAAUCUUGUCAACCUGCUGCUGCACAUCAUGGUCACGAAUCAACCAUCGGCGGACGAGCCGAAGCAUGCGGAGCUGGUUCAGCGAUUCGCCAACAUUGCGUGGGACAUGUGGAACCGGAUGGAGGAGCGUGCUGCGGCACCGCGCGCCACCACGACGACCGGCAUGCCCGGACCGAUGCUGGGCGACGUGUUGCUGCUGUGCGCCCGGGCUGGGGACUACGAGAAGGCGACGGCCGUCUUUACCAAGCUCAGCAAGGAACAGAACUCGAUCGUGGGUGAGCCGAGGAUUGACGGGUUGCGCGAGUUUGUGAACUUGUGCGUGGCCAACAGAACGCCAUCGGUUGCCCUGCAGUGUUUGCAGUACUGCAGCGAGAACGGGUAUCCGGAGAGUGUGGACAUUGGACGGCAUAUUUUCAACUCGUUCACGCUGGACCAGACACAGGUGUCGAAGAUUCGCAGUCUGGUCGGUGCGGAAGCGGUUAAACCGAAGCAAAAUGCAGCUGGAAGUGAAUGAAGUCGCUGCUGCGUAACAACGAACGUGUAGGGAAAGCAUGUACCAUUUAGACGGCGAGGAAAUAAAUAAAACAUCGUAUUAGGUUAAACAUAUAAA